Messenger RNA from Komagataella phaffii GS115, 771 nucleotides. RefSeq lists its product as hypothetical. The transcript has a single exon. The record is from RefSeq and is a predicted model, not a curated record. Bases 1 to 771 code for a protein of 256 amino acids. NCBI's taxonomy places the organism in Eukaryota, Fungi, Ascomycota, Pichiomycetes, Pichiales, Pichiaceae.
AUGGUGUCCAUUGGCUUCCUUCUAAGAUUGAUCUCCUCCCAGGACACCUACCAAUCGAUCCAGUCCCAAAUUGUAAGCAACCCCUCCAAAUUUGACGAUACUUUGGCCACAUUCCAGUAUGGAUCUUUAUUGGUAGCAGGGAUACUCAAGAAGGUCCAACACUCCAAGGACUCGUCGGCUUAUUCAGCCAAAGUCUACCAAUCAUUGAGAGCCAUUUUCUACUAUUUCCAAGACUAUCGUAUCGUUUCUAGGUGUUGGUCGUUGAUCCCGUUGUUGGCCUCUCUUUUGAGACAGCUUAACAGCAAACCAAACAUUUCGUACUCCAAACUUAUGCCAUUGGCUCAGACCCUAUCGUUGGUAAUAUUUCAAGCGUUGGAGAAUUAUGCCGCAGUACUGAGUCACAAUUUCCUGUCCCUUCCAAACUUUGACCUGAAUGACCCAAAAGAUCAACAGUACAACACCAAAGUGUAUCGGUUAUCUUACCGUUUCUGGGCCCUUUACGUCAUUCUGGAGCUGGCUGACAUUUCCAGGUCGAUUUUGCGUCCAGGUUCAACUGCAACUCUCAGAUCUUCACUUGAUCUUGCCAAAUUGAACCCAAUUGCAAUCAGACUUUACAACAACUUGGGAUUCCUCCCACUGACCUUCCAUUGGUCUACAUCGGGCUUUUUACCGGAGACGCUCAUUGGUCUCUUUGGAUUUGUGGGCUCUGGAGCCCUAGCCUACCCUCACUGGGUUCGCUUAUCUAAGCACUUAACGUCUACAUUGAAUUAA